GGGCUGGUCGGUGAGAAGAGAAGCACAAAAUGCUUUUUAUUCAGCAGCGCGCUCGCUGAGGAGCGGACAAACCCUCCGACGUCUCUGUGCGCGUAUCAGCGGACCUGAGCAGCUCUCAGCUUCUCUCUGAAAUCGGUACCAACCGGCUUUUAUUCCCAGCGCUACGGACUGUACGGACUCGGCUCUUUAAGUCUACUUUUCUCUCCCACUUUCAUUUAAGUCUGCUUUUUGCUCUCCAGCCUGCACGGGACGGCGGCUUUUCCUCACAGGUUCUGGGUUUUCCCUGUGAUGACCUCACUGCUGUUUCCUGGCCACGCCCACGCUGCAAUGAAGGACCUCUCCUCCUCCUCUUCCUCUUCCACCUCUCCUCUCAACUCCCUCCUCCACUACCCGUCCUCUAAAACCUCCGUGGCGCCCUUUUCCCCAUCCACCGGCCCCGCGUCCUCUCGUGGAUCGGCCCUGUCCUCGACGCCUCUCUCCAAGCCGCAGCCCUUCUGUCUGCAAACGGGGCCGCACCUCAUCGCCAGCAUGCAGCUGCAGAAGCUCAACUCACACUACCAAAACCUUGCCAGUGCCUCUGGCGGACACUCUGGGCCUGGAGGGCCUCAAAGAGGCUUUGGACCCCCGCAACUGGGAGCGGGUAAUCAGCUGUUGGCACCGUCUGGAGGCCUUGGAGGAGGCGGGAUGGGUGUCGGGAUUGGCAUGGCCAACCAAAGUUCCAGCGCUGGUGGGAUUAUCGACUUUGACCCUGUGGACGAGGAGGUCCUCAUGUCUCUGGUGGUGGAGCUAGGUUUGGACCGGGCCAACGAGCUGCCCGAGCUCUGGCUGGGACAGAACGAGUUCGACUUCAUGUCGGACGUGCCAGCUGGAUGCUGACCUAUGAGGGUGGGGGAAGCACAUGGAUAAAGUGGAAUUGAUUGACAACGAGAGAGAGAGAGAGAGGACUUCUCUCAAUGUUUGGUUUUUCUUUCCUCCCUUUGUUGGCUGAUAAAACGAGGAAACAGAAGAGACGCUGACCGAUGGAGAAAAGCGAUUAGAGGCUCGCUCUCUGUUUCUGUUUUGCUUUCAUACCCUCCUACGGGCAGACAAAAGAAAAGACAAGCUUGCUUUUGAUUUUCUUGUUUCUGUAAAGGAAUCAGUGCUGCUUUUCUUCACCGAGAUGAAACCAGAGGUGCUCCCACUCUGAACUGUACUUCCCUUUCAUGUAAAAGAGCAGAAACAUCAGCAGAGUAUGAGCAGAAACGAGGAGUCUAAGACUCACUCCUGCUCCUAUCCUGUUUCCUCCAUCGCUCCAUCAUUCGCCCUUAAUGAAAACAAGUUGACUGACACGAGAAGAGCUGACAAAGACAUCCGAGCCACCCUCUUUAGAGAGGAGUAAGGUACACCUGUUGGACUCGAUCCCCCCUCUUUUCUUAGUACCGCCCUGAAUUGAUCAAGUGGACGAUUAAGGAAAAUGAGAGGCACGACUUUGUGGGAGAAUUGCAAAGGAUGGCAAACACUACGCUUCCUGUUUUCUUAUACACAAUAUUAAGCUCUGGUCUCAUGGGAAAGGAACUCCUGUCUCUCAGCUUCACAAAGGAAAUGAUUGUCUUAGACUUGGUUAUCUCUGUGCACUUCUUUAUUUUCUUGUUUGAAUUUCGUUCAAACAGCCGUAGUCAUACAACACGUUAUUUAAGACGGUGGCUGAUCCCCCAUCAGGAGACAAGCAGACAAGGAGCACUUCUGUAGCGAACCUAAAGUCACCUCAGCGAGUUAGAUCCAGAAAUGUGGAAUGGGUGUGUUUUGUUGUCCGGCCUGAAAGUUGAUGAGGAAGGGUGGGAUAGCUAGUGGCAGGGAUCCUGUGCUACACGGAG
This is a messenger RNA of Haplochromis burtoni (Burton's mouthbrooder), 1853 nucleotides long. It is a transcript of the gene cited1, whose product is annotated as Cbp/p300-interacting transactivator, with Glu/Asp-rich carboxy-terminal domain, 1. Gene Ontology annotation, cellular component: nucleus. Gene Ontology annotation, biological process: regulation of DNA-templated transcription. The record is from RefSeq and is a predicted model, not a curated record. The transcript is spliced from 2 exons. Lineage: Eukaryota; Metazoa; Chordata; Actinopteri; Cichliformes; Cichlidae. The coding region runs from base 289 to 876 and encodes 195 amino acids.